UCCUGUCUGAUAAAUGUGUUGACUAAGAUAACUUAUCCGAAAAAUAUCCAAAAGAUUUUAAAGAUCCUUAGUCAUAUUGUAUUUAUGAGUAAUAAGGAAAAGGACAUAACCAUAUUCAAGGAUAACUACAACUUUUUAUUAGAUUUAUACAUGAAUAGCAAUAUAUCAAUUAAAGAAUAUAUCUUAAAUAUCCUAGUACAAAUAUUAAAUAAGAAUUAUGAAUAUGUAGGUAGUUUGGUAGAAUAUAUGAACAAAGAAAAUUAUCAUAAUGAUAAUAACAAAGUAGGUGUUCAUGAAAAAGUAUGUGAUGAUAUCGUUUUAUUUUAUUUUAGUUAUGAUAUAAUAUUAUAUACUCUAUCUGCAAAGAUAGAAAAACAACCAUUUAAAGAUAAUAUAAUUUUUAAUCAUCCACAUAUUCCAAGUGAGUAUAAAGCUAAUCACAAUAUUAAUAAUGAUAUAAAUAGUGAUAUGAAUAAUAAUAUUAUUAAUAACUUUCAUUUCCAUAGUAUUUAUAAUAAUUUAAUAAAUAUUCCAUACAUUAAAGAAAUAAAUCUAGAUAUUGAUAAGACAAUAAGUGAUAACUUUUAUUCAUUGUGGAUAUGUAUCCUAAAAUUGAUAUACAAAAUGUUUCAUCAAAAAAAAGAAGAAAUAGUAAAGAAGAUAUGUUCUUUUUAUAUAGCAACUAUUAAUUAUUUAUAUGAAUAUUUUAAAAAUCAGACAUUAGGAAAAAUAUCAUAUGAACUAUCAAAUUUAUGUUUAGAUGUUGUUAUUGAAUAUAUGUGUUUAUUUAUUAUUCAUGAAACACAUAAUUUUUAUUUAACAUAUGAAUCUAUGAAUAUUAAAAUGUUAACUAACGAUAUAAUCAAAAGUACUAUUUUAAAAGUGAUUGAAUUUAAUUUUAUUUUAAAUGAUGAAAUAAAAAUAGAAAAAUGUAUAUAUAUAUUACACCUGUGUUUAAGUAUAUACAAAAAUGAUAUGAAAAAUGAAAAAUCAAUUAUAUACACAUAUAUAGCUCAAUUUGUAAUUAUAUAUUUAUUAAAAGUUUUAUUGAAAUAUUUUAGUAAAUAUUUCAAUUUCUAUAAUUACAUCCAACAAAAUCAAAACAAAAGGGCUGAACGAAAUGAUGCAAAUAAAAAUUAUAAUCUUCAUAAUAAUAAUAAUAAUAAUAAUUUUAAUGAUGAUGUUCAAAAAAACGGCAACGUAAUUUUUGAUGAAUAUAAAACUAUAGGAGAAGAAAAAUCGAAUAGAAAUAAAAAUAAUAUACCAGAUAUAUCAUUUGACAUACAAGGUAAUAAUACAAAUAAUUAUUGUUUGAAUCAUUUCAAGAAUGAUGUAAAUAAUAAUAACAACAACAACAACAACAACAACAACAACAAUAAUGAUAGUAAUAGUAAUAGUAAUAGCAACAGUGAACAAAUAUAUAAUAAAUUGAAUCAAUGUAAUAAAAAUCAUAUUAAAUACAUAUAUGAUAAUAUUAUAAAUUAUCAACAUGAUGAAAAUUUUUUAAAUGAAUUUACGCAUUUUCAAAAUGAUGUCAAAAAACUCUUCAAUAUAAAUUAUAUAAAUGAUUAUGAUAUUACUAAAACUUUUCUUAAUUUUAAUUUUUCAACAAUUAAUGAAGAUAAUUAUAGCUAUAUAAAUAAACAUAGCGUCUUUACUUUAAUUUCUAUUUUAUCUUUAUAUGAACCAAACUAUCUAAAUUAUAUUUUAAUUACAUUCUUAACAUAUUUCAAAAUUAAUAUCCCUAUCUUUAUCUUUUCCUUUUUCUAUCAAUCACAAUAUAUUCAUAAUAAAAAUAUACUCAAUUCAUUACUUAUUUUUAUUUAUAUAUUAACACAGAAUUAUAUAUUCACACCAUUCCCAUCCAUUUUUCUUCAAACCAACUUCCCAAGUAUAACAAAUACUCAAAGUUUUGAAAAAUUAAUGUAUGAUACAAAUAAAAAUAAUCAUUUGUUUACGUGUAACAAGGAUGAACAUACUUUGUUAAUCAUAGAAAUAUUGAAAUUAAUAAAUAAUAUCCUAAAUACAAAUAAAGAUAUUUAUAUAGAGAAAAAAAAUAUCCUUCACCUCAGUACCAUAUCCACCAAUUUAAAUGGAACCAAAAUAUUCCACUCUUAUAAUUAUAAUUACAUCCUUAGAAAAGUAUUGAAAUAUGACGAUUUUGCUAAUAUAUGUAGCAGAGCUCUAGAUAAUAUAUUGACAUAUUUAAUUGAUACCAAUAAUGUAGAAGAUAACAAUAGAAAAAAUAUAAUUGUGAAUUAUUUGAGAGAUAACAUUGAUGAUAUGAAUAGUGCUAUUGUUGAUAUGUAUAAAAAGUAUAAAAAUUUUUUUUAA
This is a messenger RNA of Plasmodium reichenowi, 2334 nucleotides long. RefSeq lists its product as hypothetical. The record is from RefSeq and is a predicted model, not a curated record. The transcript is spliced from 3 exons. Lineage: Eukaryota; Apicomplexa; Aconoidasida; Haemosporida; Plasmodiidae. The annotation marks the transcript as partial.